CGAAACCGCAUAACAAAAGGAAAAACAAAAUUCUCCGCAAAACCUAAGAACCCUAACCUAAAAACAAAGAAAACGAAUAAACACGCAACGAGACAACACUGGAAACCAAAAAAAAUCUAUCAAGAUGAGUGAUGACCAAACAACGCCCAAUGAUGAUAAAGUUGCCAAACAUCAAGUCGUUGCCUACACACAAAAAUCGCAAAUCAAACAUGAGAAUCGUCACAUUCAAUUGGUGCGUGAGUAUGGCUUCCAUCCGAGGACGAAGGCGACUGUCGAGGAUGGCGACGUGUUGCCAAAGAAAUUCGAACCGUUUCCGGAGAAUAUGUACGGCAAACCUCUGGAGGAAAUUGAUAAUUUCAUCUAUGAAGAGACAUUCUGUGUAGUCUCCAAACGAUUUCGGAAAAACUACAUACACCGCUUCACCGGUACGAAAAGUCUCUUCCUUUUCCACCCAUGGAGUACAGCACGUCGGGUCUGCGUCUACAUAGCAACGAAUCAAUUCUUCGACUACUGCGUCAUGGCUACAAUUCUAUUCAACUGCAUUUUUUUAGCUAUGACCGAGACGGUGGAAGAGGCCGAAUAUAUCUUCCUAGCAAUUUACUCCAUUGAAAUGGUAAUCAAAAUCGUUGCCAAAGGCUUCCUACUCAACAAGUACACCUAUCUGCGCAAUCCAUGGAAUUGGCUGGACUUUGUUGUAAUAACGAGUGGUUAUGCCACUAUCGGCAUGGAGGUGGGCAAUCUGGCCGGUUUACGUACAUUUCGCGUGUUGCGCGCCCUAAAGACUGUUUCAAUAAUGCCAGGACUAAAGACUAUCAUCAAUGCACUUUUGCACUCAUUCCGCCAAUUGGCCGAGGUCAUGACAUUAACCAUUUUUUGCUUAAUGGUCUUUGCACUGUUCGCACUACAGGUUUAUAUGGGUGAACUGAGAAAUAAGUGUGUGAGAAAUCUUCCAGACGAUUGGGUUAAUACCACAGACUUGGAGUGGCGCAGCUGGAUCAACGACACCGACAACUGGCUGUACGACGACGAGGAAAUGCCAAUGCUUUGUGGCAAUUUAACAGGCGCUCGCCACUGCCCUACGGACUACACUUGCCUUUGCGUGGGUGAGAACCCGAAUCAUGGUUAUACGAAUUUCGAUAACUUUAUGUGGUCCAUGUUAACGACUUUCCAAUUGAUUACAUUGGACUAUUGGGAGAAUGUCUACAAUAUGGUAUUGGCCACAUCUGGUCCCAUGAGUGUGUCAUUUUUUACCGUGGUUGUGUUUUUUGGCUCAUUUUAUUUAAUUAAUCUAAUGUUAGCCGUAGUUGCACUAAGUUACGAGGAAGAAGCCGAAAUCACAAACGAAGAACGCAAGAAAGACUUAUUGGAUCAUCGCGAUGAUUCAACAUUUAGCUUCGACCCGUCCGUUUUAAAUGUAAAAAAAUUAAAUAAGAACAAUAAAAAGAAGAUCGAUUCGCGCAAGGGUGUGCUGCUAGCGUCGUAUAGCAAAAAGAAGACACGCCGAAAAAAGGUUAAAGGCGGAAAAGACGGUGCCAACAACAAUAACGAUAGCAACGGAAAUGGCCAAAAUAAAAGUAGAUCCGUUACGCCCAGCCCAGGUCCCAGUCCACGCCACAGCAAUGCUGAACGUCCCAAACAGCUGCAAUUGCAGCUCACCACAACCCCACAGCAACAACAGCAACAACAACUGCUGUCAACACCCAUUGCACAACAACAACAGCUAAAGGAACAACAACAAUCACAACAAACACCACAAGCGCUAACACCGAAAGAGGCGCAGACUGCUCGCACACGUAUUUGCUUCCAAGACGAUGGCAAUAAAAAUCCCAAUAUGUUAUAUCCAUCCGAUUAUAAAGGACAAUUGCUGCCUGGCAGCCGUCAGGCCAGCUCCAAUUCGAGUGGCGUGAAUCGCGAGUCAUCGCAAGACGAUUCCGGUGUGGUGGAUGAUCAUGAAGAACAGGAUACCGGCACCGAAAUGGUCAAUGUAUCCACAGUGGAGCUGCCAAAUGAGUUGACCUCGGUGACGUUGGCUCUGUCGCCGCGCGAGGUGCGGCUCAUCAAGUGCAAUGGCAACAUUGCGCGCAUUAAGAAGCAUAACAUUUAUGCGCUGCAUCAGGAAUUCUCUUCGGAAAUUGUGGUGAUCGAUGAUCUUCCCGAUCGUAAUUGUGAUAGAUGCAUACAAUGCUGUGUCAACUAUGAAGGUUGGCUGCAGUUCCAGAACUGUCUCUACAAGGUGGUGCGUGAUCCACUUUUCGAAUUAGCCAUAACGCUCUGCAUAGUACUAAAUACGGCAUUUCUAGCCAUGGAGCAUCACGGCAUGAGUGAGAACUUUCGCAAUGCAUUAGACGUAGGCAAUAAAGUUUUUACAUCGAUUUUCACAUUCGAAUGCAUCAUUAAGUUAAUGGCAUUGUCGAAGGAUUUUUUUCUAUGCGGCUGGAACAUUUUCGAUCUGAUCAUUGUGACAGCCAGUUUAUUAGACAUUAUAUUUGAGUUGGUGGAUGGUCUUAGUGUGCUGCGGGGCUUGCGUUUGCUCCGCGUGCUCAAACUAGCGCAAUCGUGGACCACAAUGAAGGUCCUGCUCAGCAUUAUCAUAUCGACAAUAGGUGCUUUGGGUAAUCUUACCCUGAUUUUAGUUAUAGUCAUAUAUAUUUUCGCUGUGAUCGGUAUGCAAUUGUUUUCGAAAGAUUACACACCCGAAAAAUUCGAUCCAGACCCAGUGCCAAGGUGGAAUUUUAACGAUUUUUUCCAUUCGUUCAUGAUGAUAUUUCGCAUAUUGUGUGGUGAGUGGAUUGAGCCGUUGUGGGAUUGUAUGCGUGCGGAGGAGGAGCAGGGCGCCUCAUCGUGCUUUGCCAUAUUCUUGCCAACGCUAGUGAUGGGCAAUUUCAUGGUGCUAAACUUGUUCUUGGCGUUGUUGCUCAACAGUUUCAAUUCGGAGGAAUUGAAGUCGAAAAAAGAGAUUUUCAAAAAGAAGGAAGUCGGCGAAGAGUCGAAAUUGGCGCGCAGCAUCGAGCGUGUACGCGAUCUGAUACGCAAGAAGCGGCAGGAGCGUAAAGAGCGCAAGGAGCGCAAAUAUGCGACCAAGUUUCAGCAGAUCGUCAUGGAGGCGCAGCAGGCGGCGGCGCAGGUGAUCGAGAAGCCGAGCUUACUAACCGAGACGAAGCUGCAUAGAUUAAGUUAUCAGGAGUCCAUGAAUCGUCCGGUGUCCGGCUCGGAUUUCGGCUUUCAAAUACCCUUGAAGGAUGCAUUGCACACGAUCAUUGAUGGCGUAGAGAGUGAGCAUGAGCUGUCCGAGCAACAGCAAUACCAACAACAACAACAACACUUGCAAUCGCCAACACAAUUGCAGCAACAGCAACAACUUAUGCUACUGCAACAACAACAGCAGCAGCAGCAACAACAAUUGCAUCAUAUGCAAUUACAGCAGCAAGCGCCCUCCUUCGAUGGCAUUACAACAACCACCAGCUCCUGCCAAUUAGACAAUAAUAGUCGCAACGAUUACAAUACGCUUUAUCCGCAAGCGGAACGUCGCCUGCUGCAUCAAGUGUCUUCCGGUUUCGGCACCCAACACAACGAUUCGCGUGAUGAGCCCACAUACACCGAGUCCAUUGAGCUGCGUCUCAUGGGCCAGUAUAAUUCGACUGACACCGAUCCAUAUGCGAAUGAUCAGCGUAGCGGUUCGUUUAUGCGUGGCGAUUCACUGCAGGACACGUCGUCACGCCGCUACUGCAGCGAUGAGCAUGACGCGGCUUAUCUGCAGUAUCAGAAGUCAUUGCUGACGCGUUCGCCUAGCUAUCGCAAGUCAUUAGAUCGACUGUCGCAAUCGAGCGAUCAGUCGCAACGUUCACUGAUACCGUCACGUAGUCUGAAAUCCGAUGACGACUUGCAUAUGGGUGUGCGACGACACUCGAGCGGUCAUUCACUGAAUACAAUCUCGAUGGAACACGAGGAGCUGCUCUCACAUCAGGGUAACUUGCGUGACGAAUUGCUGAACUGUGAGCAUAAGGAGCUCUUUCAAUUUCUGCAAGAUGAUGCGGACAAUAGUAACAAUUAUUUCAGCGAAACCGUCGGUUAUGGUUCGGCAUAUGUUGAUGCCGACACCGAUUCGCUGAUUGUCGAUGCGCGUAAAGAGGAACGCAAACCGUCGACCAGCAGCAUCAAAUCGAAUUUAAGCUAUAUAUCCAACUCGAUAAUGCAACAGAUCGAGCAGCGCCGUAAUGGUAGCCACCCGUCUAGCAAUGGCAAUGGACAGGACGAGGUCUUGCCACUGGUUGAGCAUUCUGAGUUCGAUAAUAUCAUACAGAGUUUUGAGAAAGAGUUGGAGGAGAUUAAACGCUCCACCACGUCGUUGGAGCGUCGGUUAUCCACACUCUCAGAACCCUCGCCGGCGGCCGACGAAGCCAAUAAAGCCAUACUCGAUCAUAUUGCGGUGAUAACAGGCGCCUCAGAGCGUGCAGCCGCCGAUGAGGUGGUACAUCCAUUAAAUCCCUAUGAUAGUUAUGACCUAUCGACAGUGCCGCGUCGCCAGCAUCCGCUGCUCACCAGCACUGAUCGCAAUUCGGUGAAGAUCAAGCGACGCAGCCUUGAGAAGCAACGGAAGAUCGACGAAGACUUUAGCAUAUCAAAUGAAAUACGCAAAAUCUGUGAUCAAAUACAUGCGCCAUUUGUGACCAUCGAAUCGAUGGCCGUGGCAGCUACGGUGACAGCGGCAGCCAAAUCGCCGUUCGCACGCCAUAAGAGCGAUCAGUUUGCGGCACAAUUUGACCGCUUCAAGCGAUUAUCGCUGAUCGAACGUGUCGAUGAAGUACCUGAAGAAGAGAAACCCAUAUCAACGCUGCGCAUGGAGUCGGAGAAAUUGCCACGCAAGUGCCUCACAACAGACGCCAUCCGACUUGAUAGCUUAUCGCUGAAAAGCACCAAUUCAUAUGAGAAUUUGCUAAUACAAAAGCAACAGCUGAGCCGUCAACAGAGUAAUCAACGUGACGGCGGCUCAUUGGCAUCGUCCGGUGUGGCUGUACCAGCAACGCCACCAACAUCGCUCAAGUCGCAGCUCGAACCGCCAACACUAGCACAAAUAUCCUCAAUCAAGACCACGCCGCCGCUAGCGGCACUCACUGAGCACCAACAACAUUACCACGCCUCGAAAAUACAUGACCCACCACCACCACCACUACUACCAUCACAACAACCACUAAUUCCGUCAGCAACAAGAACCACCAUUUCCACAACUUGCACCACCACCACCACGACCAUCCGCCCAAGGGCUGCCGGCGAUGUGGGCGAUAUGCGCGCCAAACGCUUCGCCGAGCAUCCUCAAUCGACUCUAGACAAAGCCGCUUCCUUUCAAUCCACACGCACUGAAUCGCAUAGUUCAUGCGGUGGCGGCAUUGCCGAUACCAGUUCGGUACUGGCACUGGGUUAUAGCGUGCCGGGUGCACGCUCAUCUGCGAGCGGUGCUAUGGUAACGGAGACCGCCGAACCAACACAGAAGUCGGCGUUCUCGCGGCUGACCGAAAAACCAUGGCAUUGUCUGGUCUCCUACGUAGACGAUCUCACAGUAGGUGGGAGACGUAACUCGCAGGGAGCAUACAAUGAUCCCAUGACUUUUCCAAGUUUCGGACAAUCGAAAACACCGAAAGUGCCAGACGAUUGCUUCCCGCAGAAGUGUUACGAUCACUUCUACUUUCGCUGUCCAUGGUUCAUGUCGUGCAUGGACACGAAGAGCGCCAAACAUUGGACACGCAUAAGGACGGCUGUCUUGGCGGUUGUCGAUACUCCAGCCUUUGAGUGGUUUGUGCUAGUGCUCAUAUUCGCGUCGAGCAUCACACUCUGUUUCGAGGACAUCUACUUGGACAGCAAUAAAACGCUGAAACGUAUACUCUACUGGACGAACUUCUCAUUUUGUCUGAUCUUUGUCGUUGAAAUGGUUUUGAAAUGGCUAGCGUUGGGGUUUUCCAAAUAUUUCACCAGUUUUUGGACGAUAUUAGAUUUCAUUAUAGUCUUCGUAUCUGUGUUCUCAUUGCUCAUUGAGGAGAAUGAGAAUCUCAAGGUUCUGCGUUCGCUACGCACAUUGAGAGCUUUACGUCCAUUACGUGCCAUAUCACGGUGGCAAGGAAUGCGAAUUGUAGUAAAUGCUCUCAUGUAUGCAAUACCGUCAAUUUUUAAUGUACUUUUAGUUUGUUUAGUCUUUUGGUUGAUAUUUUCCAUAAUGGGUGUACAAUUUUUCGGUGGUAAAUUUUUCAAAUGCCUUGACGAUGAUGGUGAAUUGCUGCCAGUGACGGAAGUGAACGACAGAGCCGAUUGCAUUAAACAAAAUUACACAUGGAUCAAUUCGAAGAUCACCUUUGAUCAUGUCGGCAUGGGCUAUCUGGCGCUGCUGCAAGUGGCCACCUUCGAAGGUUGGAUGGAGGUUAUGGCCGAUGCGGUCGAUGCACGCGGCGUCGAUCUGCAGCCGCAACGCGAGGCCAAUCUCUACGCCUAUAUUUACUUUGUGAUCUUCAUUGUUUGCGGCUCAUUCUUCACGCUCAAUCUAUUCAUUGGAGUUAUUAUCGAUAAUUUCAAUAUGCUCAAGAAGAAGUAUGAAGGAGGAGUGUUGGAAAUGUUUCUCACCGAAUCUCAAAAACACUAUUACACCGCCAUGAAAAAGUUGGGACGAAAAAAACCACAGAAAGUCAUUAAGCGACCAAUAAAUCAUUUUUUAGCAAUGUUUUAUGAUUUAUCGAAUUCGAGAAGAUUCGAAAUAGCCAUAUUUGUAUUGAUUUUUUUAAAUAUGUUAACCAUGGGUAUCGAGCACUACAACCAACCGCAUUCUGUGUUUUUCAUACUCGAAGUAAGCAAUGCAUUUUUUACCACCGUCUUUGGUCUGGAGGCGAUCGUCAAGAUCAUCGGUUUGCGUUAUCACUACUUUACUGUGCCAUGGAACGUUUUCGAUUUCCUACUUGUACUCGCCUCAAUUUUCGGCAUCCUCAUGGAGGAUAUCAUGAUCGAUUUGCCCAUCAGCCCAACCCUAUUGCGUGUGGUACGCGUCUUUCGCAUCGGUCGUAUACUGCGUCUUAUUAAAGCGGCCAAGGGUAUACGUAAACUAUUGUUCGCUUUAGUUGUCUCACUGCCGGCGCUAUUUAAUAUUGGCGCACUAUUGGGAUUGAUCACCUUCAUCUAUGCUAUAUUGGGCAUGUCACUGUUCGGCCAUGUUAAGCUGCAGGGCGCCUUAGAUGAUAUGGUGAACUUUCAGACAUUCGGACGCAGCAUGCAGCUGUUGUUUCGGCUAAUGACCUCCGCUGGUUGGAAUGAUGUGCUGGAAUCACUGAUGAUUCAACCACCCGAUUGCGAUCCCUUCUUCAAUAAGCAAACAAACGGAGACUGCGGCCAUCCCCUAUUGGCCAUCACCUAUUUUACUAGUUUCAUUAUAAUCAGUUAUAUGAUUGUGAUUAACAUGUACAUUGCAAUUAUUUUGGAGAAUUUCAAUCAGGCACAUCAGGAGGAAGAGAUCGGUAUUGUCGAAGACGAUUUGGAAAUGUUCUAUAUCAGAUGGUCCAAAUACGACCCACACGCUACACAAUUCAUACACUUUGGUCAACUUUCGGAUUUCAUUGCCUCGCUCGAUCCACCGCUUGGCAUUUCGAAGCCCAACACUGUAGCGUUGGUCUCAUUCAAUUUGCCGAUAUCGAGGGGUAAUAAAAUUCAUUGCCUUGAUAUAUUACACGCACUAGUCAAACAUGUGUUGGGUCAUGUUGAGGAGACGGACAACUUCAAGCAGUUGCAGGAACAAAUGGAUGUGAAAUUCAAGAAACAAUUCCCCACACGCAAAGAGUUGGAAAUUGUUUCGUCGACACGCAUAUGGAAGCGUCAGGAGAAGGCGGCCAAAACCAUACAAAAUGCCUGGCGCGAAUAUCAGCGCAUGAAGAAGGAGAAGGAGCGCUCAAACUCGGGUGACAGCAUGACGCAGACAUCGAGCCCCGGCGGUUGGCAGUCCAAACUGUCAGCGCUCAAUUUCUUUCAUCUACAAGUCAGUCGUCGAGGCACUCAGUGCUCCAGCCGCGCCUCCUCGCGCAAGUCUUCACGCGCCUCCGAUGCCUCCGAUCUGAGCGAAUUGGCCGGUCCAUGGUUAAAUCUGCCGCUAAUGCUGGUCUCUGGCGCCGAUGAUGUGGUGAAGGACAUCAAGCAACAAAGCGAGGAACUCGGCAAGCGUCCUAUUUCUAGAAUGUCCUCUUGUCUCUCCCUAACAUAUGAGUCAUUGCUCGCAGAUAUGGUCUCAAACGUUUUACAAAGUGGCUCACAGUCAAGUGAUUUAAAUUUAUUAGCGAAUCACAAUGAUUGUGAAAGAGGCAUCUCACCAAUAACAACAGCAAUUUCCUCCACAACCAUAGCCACCGAUAGACAAACCCAACAACAACAGCAGCAACAACAACAACCAUUACCAACGCAAAUAGCGCCAACGCCCACGCGCAAGCGUGCCACCAGUUUUAUACGUAAAAAGCCACCGCUUGAAAGAGGUUUGUCAGCACAAAGCGCUUUAAGAGUUAACAAAAAUGCUUUUGUCUCCGAUGGUUCAGCACCGGAAGUGAUCGUAACGAAACCAUCACCUGACCAGCAAUCGGGUCCGAUGGGCUUAAGGCCGGAAAAUUCAACAUUGGUCCACGUAUUGGUGCAUAGGGAGAGUGAGGAGUAUAAAGAGGAGGAGGAUGAGGAGAAUGCCGGUGCGGGUGGUAUGUCCCCAGCAGGCGGAAUUGACAAAUUCAAACCACCGCAAAUACAUAUUAGCCCGGGUUCUGAAGACAUACGCUUCGAUGAAUUGCUACCAAUGCAACAGCCGGUCGUACAAAUAAUGGUGGAUAGUCCCAAAGAACCACCACGUGGUGAUUUCUCUGACGAAUAUCCCGAAACGUCAGCACACGUUUACGACUAUUAUCCACCAACGAAUGAUGAACUAAUUGCCGCUGAGACUUCAAUGGGACCAACGGUAGAGAUUUCACCCCCCACACCGAUCGAUUUGAAUGCACCAAUCGAUGUUAAUAUACAGGGUGACACAUCGAAAGUAUUCUACGAUUAUAAUCCAGAGGAUGCCAAUGAAAUCAUUGUGCUGGAGACAUUAACCGAAGAGUCACCCAAAUCCGAGGAACUACCACUACCACAAGCUGUACUGCCUGCGCUUCCUAUUGCGACAACGCCAUCAUACGUAACUGCAGCAACACCAACAUCACCAACAACAAGAGGCACACCCACAGGCAUGCGCGAGAGCAGCAGCAACAGCAGCGAGAGUGACACACCUGAUGAAGGUGCACAAGCGGUAAGAUGACCCUCACUACAAACAGCA
Messenger RNA from Bactrocera tryoni, 9310 nucleotides. RefSeq names its product sodium channel protein 60E (gene NaCP60E). Gene Ontology annotation, molecular function: voltage-gated sodium channel activity. The transcript has 31 exons. Lineage: Eukaryota; Metazoa; Arthropoda; Insecta; Diptera; Tephritidae. The record is from RefSeq and is a predicted model, not a curated record. Gene Ontology annotation, cellular component: plasma membrane; voltage-gated sodium channel complex. The coding region runs from base 125 to 9292 and encodes 3055 amino acids. Gene Ontology annotation, biological process: neuronal action potential; sodium ion transmembrane transport; membrane depolarization during action potential.